Molecule: messenger RNA, 1674 nt
Organism: Torulaspora globosa
Lineage: Eukaryota; Fungi; Ascomycota; Saccharomycetes; Saccharomycetales; Saccharomycetaceae
Gene: APP1
Product: phosphatidate phosphatase APP1
Exons: 1
Coding region: 1-1674 (557 amino acids)
Cellular component (GO): actin cortical patch
Molecular function (GO): phosphatidate phosphatase activity
Source: RefSeq, a predicted model, not a curated record
AUGUAUGGGCACAGCAUCAAUUCUACAUCUGUUGAAAGUGGUAAUGAGGGCUCCGCCGCGAUGAACAAGAGGCAGCGACUUUUCAACCUGGUCAGAAACACCAAAAACAGCUACAUACAGGGCUGGACUUCAAACCUUUCCCAAAGAACGGCAGGCAGCGACGAGAACCAAGCUUAUUCUAAUUUGCCACUAGAUAUGGAGAUUCUGUUUUAUCCAACUUAUACGACAAAAAUAAAGAACGGGUAUGAAACGAUUGUUAGGCUGGCUGUAUGUGCUCCAGGGAACCCAGCUGGUCGCCGAAAUAGGUUUUUGCUUUCUUUGUGUAAGCAGUUUUUGAAACCAAUGAAUUCGGAGGACUAUGAUAGUGGAUUAGCGUCGAAAUUCGAUUCUCUGAAUCGUGAUGAUCAGUCAAGUCUGGGUCAGACCACCAGCAGUUCAAAUUCGAGUGUGAGUAGUGUCUCCUCUCGAAGCAGGCCUGGGCAAGACGAGAUAGAGGUAUUGAAAAGCAGAAUAUCCGGAUUCAUGCUACGAAAAGUUCCAAAUCUACCGAUAAUUGUAGAUCUGUUACCUCAGCAGAAAGACGCGCAAUAUGAAACUGCUUUUGCCAACACAGAUAAUUUGGGCAAUUUGUCGCUUCGGAUGGUCUCCAGCUUCUUACCCAGAGAGUUGCGAAUUACUUUAGAUACUCCCAGCGAUUUUCCAAAAGUCAUAACACAGCAGUUUCCAUGUGAUUAUAUCGAACCUACUGGGUACGGAGUGAUCAGUGAUAUUGAUGAUACUAUCAAGCACACUGGCGUCACUGGCGAUAAGAGAUCUAUGUUUCGGAGCGUGUUUCUUAACGACAUUGAUUCAUGGCUGAUCAGCGAGGUUUCCCGAUGGUAUAACGCUUUGAAAGAAAUCUUUGAGGCAGAUUUUUUCUAUGUAUCGAAUUCACCGGUUCAGACAUAUCCAGCUCUGAAAGAGUACGUUACUCGACAUUUUCCCAAAGGUCCUUUAUUUCUUAAGCAGUAUUCGGGAAACCUGCUUGCAAGUAUAAUGACCUCAAGUUCCAACAGAAAGAUUGGCGCUAUUACUCAAAUUUUCAACGAUUUCCCGCAUAAAAAGUUCAUACUGAUUGGAGACUCAGGAGAAUUAGAUUUCGAAACAUAUGUGUCUGUCAGCCUUCAGUAUCCUGAACAGGUGACCGCGAUUUAUAUCCGAUGUUGCAAAGACUCCAUGAGUGACCUGGGUUUGAGAGAAGCAGAGGUUAUGCAAGAACUGAAUGACAUCAUAAAUGAAGAAUAUCUAAUGACACCAGCCGUACAGGAAACUGGGAAUAGUGACAGUCGAAGAUCUGGACCACCUGUGCCGUCUCGGAAACCAAAGUUGACGCCCGAGCAAGAAAGGGAAAUUUUUGAGUCUCGUCAAAUUUCGCAGGCGGCGCCGGCCUUACCGCCAAGACCUACCAACGCUCAAGAUUCUGAUACACUAUUUUAUUAUACCCCAUCAACGCAGAACGAUUAUGGUACCUACAGCUCAUUUUUUGACAAGCGGGGAGACAAUUGGAGAAACAGAGUGAAAAGUGGUGUCAGAAAGCUGAAAGAUUUGCAGAAAGAAACGGCCAUAAGGGUAAUGUUCUUCAAGGAUCCUGAACUACCCUUGGAGGAUUAUGUAAGGCAUGUUAAGCAUGAGUAA